Hemicordylus capensis (graceful crag lizard) is the source of this 2462-nucleotide messenger RNA. RefSeq names its product zinc finger protein OZF-like. The transcript is spliced from 3 exons. Bases 216 to 1853 code for a protein of 545 amino acids. The record is from RefSeq and is a predicted model, not a curated record. Lineage: Eukaryota; Metazoa; Chordata; Lepidosauria; Squamata; Cordylidae.
CCCUUAAAGGAAGGAUGCCUCUGCUGGAAGUUGGUGUGGGCACUUCACAGGAGAUGUCAGGAUGAGGGUGGUGUCCCGUGUGUUGGGACCCCUGUUAUCUCUCCACUGUCAUGGAUGGAUCACCAUCUAUUUAAGCUUUCCCAGGAAGACCCGCAGCACACUAUCCUGGGCCAUUCAGACUCCUAGAGUCUGAAACUAUUUUGUCAAGGUGACCUAUGGAAGAUGAAAACCCAACUGGCCCCCCAUCAGGAGAAGGGUCGGAAGAAACAGGAGAUGCCCCUCAUGACUUCCAGGCAGGGAGUUGGGAGGAAUCCCUGCCAAGGAGACCAAGAGAACAGGCUGGACAGGAACACAAUGAGGGACAGGAUCAGACCCAGGAAGCCCAAAAGGAGGAGUUCCAGGAGGGAAUGGAGAGACUGCACAUGCUCACAGAAGCCUCAAGCCAGCUGAAGGCUAAGGCAUUGCUGCCCUCCAUGGAGUUAGAGAUGGAAGCCUGCCAGCGUCCCCCAAAGAUGCCGGAGGGGGCUGCACUCUGCAAUGAGCCUCCAGCACUCUUGGCUGCUUCCAAACAAAACACUAAAGCCUGCCAAUCUAAGAGAGAAAGUGUUGUGAGGCACCUUGCCAAAAAACAAACAAACACAUUUAAAUGCUCAGUGUGUGGUGAAACUUUCAGGUGCUGCUCACAUCUUACUAAGCAUCAUCGAAUGCACAGAGGAGAGAAUCCAUAUCCGUGCUUGCAGUGUGGAAAGAGCUUUUCUCGUAUCUUGCACCUUAAUUCCCAUGAAAGAACCCAUACAAGGGAGAAGCCAUAUAAGUGUUCUCACUGUCAGAAAUGCUUCAGGUUGAAAACUGAUCUCACUAGACAUCAAAGAAUUCACACAGGAGAGAAACCAUAUACAUGCUUGCAGUGUGGAAAAUGCUUCAGGUGGAAAAUUAGUCUUACUAAACAUCAAAGAAUUCACAGAGGGGAGAAACCAUAUGCAUGCUUGCAGUGUGGGGAAAGCUUUGCUCAUAAAUCUCAUUUUAAUAGACAUCAAAGAUUCCACACAGGGGAGAAACCAUAUGCCUGCUUGCAGUGUGGAAAAAGCUUUGCUCAGAAACGUUACCUUACUGUACAUCAAAGAAUCCACACAGGGGAGAAACCAUAUGCAUGCUUGCAAUGUGGGAAAAGCUUUGCUCAGAAAGCCCAUCUUACUAUACAUCAAAGAAUCCAUACAGGGGAGAAACCAUAUGCAUGCUUGCAGUGUGGAAAAAGCUUUGCUCAGAAACCUCAUCUUACUAUACAUCAAAGAAUCCAUACAGGGGAGAAACCAUAUGCAUGCUUGCAGUGUGGGAAAAGCUUUCCACAGAAAAAUGAUCUCACUAGACAUCAAAGAUUCCACACAGGGGAGAAACCAUAUGAAUGCUUGCAGUGUGGAAAAAACUUUGCUCAAAAACGUUAUCUUACUAUACAUCAAAGAAUCCACAGUGGGGAGAAACCACAUGCAUGCUUGCAGUGUGGAAAAAGCUUUGCUCAAAAAGGUUAUCUCACUAUACAUCAAAGAAUCCACACAGGGGAGAAACCAUAUGCAUGCUUGCAGUGUGGGAAAAGCUUUGCUCAGAAACAUCAUAUUACUAGUCAUCAAAAAACCCAUGAAGUGAAGAAACCGCAGACAUUAUUUGAUGGUGAAGAGAGUUUUUGUGACAAAUUGAGCCUUCAUGCACAUGAAAGAAGCCAUCGAAGAAAGAUAUUCUACAAAUGCUCACAAUGUAGCAAGAUAUUUGGUGAUAAAUCAAGUCUUAAUGACCACAAGAGAGUACACACAGGAGAAAAAGGUUCUUUGCCACUUGGAAUGCAGAAAGAUCCUCAGUAGCCCAUGCUUCUCUUCUAUUGAUGGAAUCCACACAAAGCAAACUAUGUCUGUUUGUCCCAAUACAACUACAUUAUGAGGUGCGGAUGGGGAUGUUCUUUGAGUGUCCUACAUUUCUGAGCCUCGGAAGCUUCGGGGUUUGGAGCAGAGCCUUCUUACAGGCUGCUCAGUGAGGAAUUCCAUGAGUUUUAUCAUUUUUGAAGGUUUUAAUAGAGACUUUUAGUGUGCUGGGUUCAAUGCUAUGAAAUGUUUUGAUAUAAAAAGGGAGAGAAAUGUGAUACGUCUAGCUUUUACCAUUGAUGGAGUAAUUGCAGCUAUCAUCUUAGAGAUCUGAGCUUCCUACCAAUAGAGAAGACCCAUUAUUCAGCUUGCACUGUAGGCUGUUCUGACACCUGGCAAAUUCUACAUCUGAUCAUAUCUCCAAUCCUGUAUCUUGGAAAAUGCAACUGCAGUGUGAAUUCAUGAGGAAGAAGAGGGAAGUUGGAAAGUCUUUUCCUCCAGCAUUCAGUUGCAAUGGGACGGGAAUGGUUGCUGCUUUUAAAAAUUAUUUUUGAAUAUCAGGAUUGGAAUGUAUUUCCUCUGCUUAUAAAUAAAAUUGGAUGUAGUUUUCUC